This is a messenger RNA of Mus pahari (shrew mouse), 3097 nucleotides long. RefSeq names its product HMG-box transcription factor 1 (gene Hbp1). Gene Ontology annotation, molecular function: RNA polymerase II cis-regulatory region sequence-specific DNA binding; protein binding; RNA binding. The transcript is spliced from 11 exons. The record is from RefSeq and is a predicted model, not a curated record. Gene Ontology annotation, biological process: regulation of transcription by RNA polymerase II. Lineage: Eukaryota; Metazoa; Chordata; Mammalia; Rodentia; Muridae. Gene Ontology annotation, cellular component: nucleus. The coding region runs from base 326 to 1903 and encodes 525 amino acids.
AAUUUCCUCAGCUGAGGAGCAAGGCGGAGACUACCAACCCACAAUCCAUUUCGAUAGCAAAGUUUGGCUCCCGUCCCCAGUGUCUCGGCAGUAAUCCAAUCCAAAGCGCUUUCUGUAGUGAUUGACAAGCCACCUUCUCCAGUAAACACAACAGAAAAGUCAAUACAUGCCCGCCCACCGAGACGGACUACGGCACUACCCAAUGGAUAAGCGGAGCCUUAGAGUGGCAGUUCUUCACACCAAUUAAAGACGAGAAAGGUGGACGAAGGCUCAGCCCCCCGGGGGCUUCAGGGGAGGGGGAAGACGAAGCUUGAAAGACUUGGUAAUGGCGACGGGUUUGUCGGAGCACCAUAACAUGGUGUGGGAAGUGAAGACAAAUCAGAUGCCUAAUGCAGUACAGAAACUCCUGCUGGUGAUGGACAAGAGAGCGUCAGGAAUGAAUGACUCACUGGAGUUGCUGCAGUGUAAUGAGAACCUGCCAUCCUCUCCAGGAUACAACUCCUGUGAUGAGCACAUGGAGCUUGAUGACCUUCCUGAACUUCAGGCUGUUCAAAGUGACCCUACCCAAUCUGCCAUAUACCAGCUAAGUUCAGAUGUAUCUCAUCAAGAAUAUCCCAGAUCAUCUUGGAGCCAGAAUACCUCAGAUAUACCGGAAAAUACUCACCGUGAAGAUGAGGUGGACUGGCUAACAGAGUUAGCAAAUAUUGCCACUAGUCCACAAAGUCCACUGAUGCAGUGCUCAUUUUAUAACAGAUCAUCUCCUGUACACAUCAUAGCUACUAGCAAAAGUUUACAUUCCUAUGCACGCCCACCACCAGUGUCCUCUUCUUCAAAGAGUGGGCCAGCCUUCCCUCAUGACCACUGGAAGGAAGAAACACCAGUAAGACAUGAACGGGCAAACAGUGAGUCAGAGUCGGGCAUUUUCUGUAUGUCCUCCCUGUCAGAUGAUGAUGAUCUGGGCUGGUGCAAUUCCUGGCCAUCCACCAUUUGGCACUGCUUUCUGAAAGGCACACGGCUGUGCUUCCAUAAGGAAAGCAGCAAGGAAUGGCAAGAUGUGGAAGACUUUGCUAGACUUGCCGGCAGCGAUAAUGAGGAAGAGAUCCAAAUGGGCACUCACAAGGGCUAUGGGUCUGAUGGUCUAAAGUUGUUAUCCCAUGAAGAGAGUGUGUCAUUCGGUGAGUCUGUACUGAAGUUGACAUUUGAUCCUGGUACAGUAGAAGAUGGCUUGCUUACUGUAGAGUGCAAGCUGGACCACCCUUUCUAUGUUAAAAAUAAAGGUUGGUCAUCAUUUUAUCCAAGCUUGACUGUGGUACAGCAUGGCAUUCCAUGUUGUGAAAUUCAUAUUGGUGACGUAUGUCUACCUCCUGGACACCCUGAUGCCAUUAAUUUUGAUGAUUCAGGUGUUUUUGAUACAUUUAAAAGCUAUGACUUCACACCUAUGGACUCUUCUGCGGUCUAUGUUUUGAGUAGUAUGGCUCGUCAGCGCCGUGCAUCUCUGUCUUGUGGAGGACCUGGUACUGGUCAAGAGUUUGCGGGAUCUGAAUUCAGUAAAAGCUGUGGUUCACCUGGAUCAUCACAGCUCUCUUCUAGUUCUUUGUAUGCUAAAGCUGUCAAAAGCCACAGCUCAGGGACUGUGAGUGCCACUUCUCCUAAUAAGUGCAAAAGACCAAUGAAUGCCUUCAUGCUUUUUGCCAAAAAAUACAGAGUUGAAUAUACUCAGAUGUAUCCAGGGAAAGAUAACAGAGCCAUAAGUGUGAUCCUUGGGGACAGGUGGAAAAAGAUGAAGAACGAAGAAAGGAGGAUGUACACGUUAGAAGCAAAGGCUCUGGCUGAGGAGCAAAAGCGCUUAAACCCUGACUGUUGGAAAAGGAAAAGAACCAACUCAGGCUCUCAACAGCAUUAAACCGGAUGCUUGUGUUUGUAAGUCUGUAUCUGCCUAAGUACUGACUCUGGAUGGAAAAGCUUGGAAGACCUUGGUCUCACCAUUUGUCCUACAUUUGUGUGACCAUAAAAUGCUGGGAGCAUUGAGUUUUGUAAUGAUUUAAUGGGUGAGAAUUGCUUUCUCCAUUAGAGCAUUAAGUAAGCUAUAACUAUCAACAUUGUAAACCAAAUUGCCUUAUUUUCCUUCCAAACUUCAUAUAUCUAUCAGGUAAUAUAGGCUUGAAAAUUGAUAUCCUGUGGUGCUAAAGUACAGUAGAAAGAUGUGUAUACGUUUUAUUUUAAAUUGUACGAAGGGGAAUUUAAAAAUACGUAACUGCUGUUUAUACAUCAGCUCCUUACUGCUUAUUAAUCUGUAUUGUACCCACGAUAUCAGGAAUGAAGCAGACGCUGGCCUUUCCAUGAAUAGCCACCACAUGGCCCAGCAUCUCUGCCAAACACAGUUGCUUCUAGUCUGGCCAGUGCCAAGAGACAACAUAACAUGGCAGGUGGAUGGUGUUGGUGUCAUUGUCUCAGCUCAAAGAACCACCUGCUUCAGAUACCAUGGGCAUGUGCUGAGUGGAUGCACCAGGGGGCAGCACACCUCCAUGAUUUCCAGUGGGGCCCAAGUCAGGCCAAGGUGCAGUUAAUAGCAUUGGGACAGUCAUUGUAAUGGUGCUGUUAUCAGUUGACACCAUUGUAUUUUACCGCGUUCCCUGUCUCCUCAGCCACAUAUCCUACAUCUGUGUUGUCAUUGUGUCUCUAUGGGGGCAGACUUUGCACUUACUGCAGUGCAACACUUGCACUUUACUCCCUCCAGCUUCUAAAAUAGAGCAAGUACUUCGGCAGUACAGCUGCUUUUGCUCUGAGCUACAAUCAUGGCUUCUCAUGUUACUUACCAAGUGAUAUUUUUGGUUAGUAAUCACAGCUGUAAAAUUGAUUUACACUUGUUAAACAUAUUGCCCCUCAAUUUUGCACACUAUAUUCUUGUAUAUUAUUUCAAAUAAAAGGAAAAAAAAGGUCUGUCUUUGAUUUCUGGUUGACUGCAUUCACGAUACUUAUCGGUAUAAUCUGAUCGGCAGAUGGAAAACAAAUUCUUCAUAGAACUGAGUUCUGGUAUUGUAAGUAGGUUUCUGGUGGGGUUUUAAAAAUUAAAGAAUGUUAACAAUGGAGUAAAGAC